This is a messenger RNA of Rhododendron vialii, 975 nucleotides long. RefSeq names its product probable LRR receptor-like serine/threonine-protein kinase At3g47570. Gene Ontology annotation, biological process: protein phosphorylation. Bases 1 to 975 code for a protein of 324 amino acids. The record is from RefSeq and is a predicted model, not a curated record. Gene Ontology annotation, molecular function: protein kinase activity; ATP binding. The transcript has 2 exons. NCBI's taxonomy places the organism in Eukaryota, Viridiplantae, Streptophyta, Magnoliopsida, Ericales, Ericaceae.
AUGGCAGCUUCGGUACUCGUAGGAGUAACCGCUGUAUCAUCUUUCCUCAUAUGUUUCUUCAAGAAGAAAAGAAACACAAAACCUAAGGUUUCAUUGUUGAAAGAUCCAUUUUUGAAAGUCACUUAUGGAGAACUUCUCAAAGCAACUGAAGAUUUCUCUUCGACGAAAUUGCUUGGUUUUGGUAGUUUUGGUCGUGUUUAUAAAGGUAUUAUUGAUCAAAACCACAAACAAAAUGGGGAGUUAGUUGUUGCGGUGAAAGUAUUUGACCUUCAAACUUGUGGCGCUACCAAGAGUUUCAUGGCAGAGUGCGAAGCCUUAAGGAAUAUUCAACACCGAAACCUUGUUUCGAUCAUAACUUCUUGUUCUAGCAUUGAUUUUCAAGGGAAUGACUUUAAAGCUCUAGUUUAUGAGUUCAUGCCAAAUGGAAGUCUAGAUAAUUGGUUACAUCCAAUUCCGAAUACAAAUAAUUAUGGGGGACUUGAGUACGUGGGACUCAAUCUUCUUCAAAGAAUAGACAUUGCCAUUGAUGUGGCUUGUGCUCUCGAUUAUCUUCAUCACCAAUGUGAAAGGCCAAUUAUUCACUGCAAUUUAAAGCCGAGUAAUAUCCUCCUUGACUACGACAUGGUAGCUCAUGUUGGAGAUUUCGAUCUAGCUAGAUUUCGUACAGAGUUCACUGCUCCAAAUACAAAGUAUGGAUUGGGAAGCGAGAUGUCAACUAGUGGAGAUGUUUAUAGUUAUGAGAUCUUGUUGUUGGAGAUAAUAACAAGGAAGAGACCUACUAACAAAAUGUUUGAUGCAGAUCUUAACCUUCAUAACUUUACAAGGAUUGCUUUGCGUCAACGUGUAAUGGCUCUUAACCGAGGGGAGAAAUGGCAGGAAAAUGAUGGAAUAUCUUAUCUCCGUUAUAGAGAUAGGAUUAGCAUGCUCUACAAAGUCCCCAAAAUACGGAAUGAACAUAGAUAUUGUGCUUUGUGA